AUGUUAACUCACACACUUCAGUUUGUUAGCUCCCAUAACCAGUGGUCGAGUGACAAGAACCCAUUUGUAGGGCUGUCAGAUGAACAGCUUGGGCAGCUUGAAGAUGUACUGUCCAGUGAGGAGGUGAAGAAGCUCCUACAGACCACAGACCUUGAGACCCUUGAACACAGCUUGAUAUCCAACAUGGCCGCCGAGGGGUCCAGUGCACCAGUACAUAAAGUGGACACAUUAAACUCAUCUGAUGACUCACUCAAGCUGGACAUAUUUGGUGGACAGAACGUCAUGGAUGAGGCCUCUGCUCAUCAACUAAUAAGGGACAGUGUCCGGGAACAUGAAUUAGCAGUAGUAGCUGCUGCCUUUAACGAUCAUGCAUACGCUUGUCAACCUCCCAAACCACAACCGUCCAUCUCAAAGGUGACCGAGGCGUAUACCCCUGAUGACACCCCCGACACCCCUCCUGAGGCCCCUCCUCCUGCUGUCCCCAGCAUCAGUGCAGUGGCAGUCUCCUCCCUGUCUCCGGCAGUCCAGCAGGCUGAUGUGGGGGUGGGGGCAGACCUUGACAGCGAUGUGGAGAAGACAGAAGAAGAUAGUAUGGUGGAGGAUGAAGUGAAGGAAGUAAAGAGAGGAAGAAAGAAGAAAACAGAGGAUGCUUCACCACAACCAUCCAGACGUUCCAGUCGAAUCAGUGACCAUGAGCAGCGAGUAAAGGCUGAGCAGAUACGCCAGGAGAACCGGCGCCUAGUGAAGGAGGUCCAGGAGGGGAAGCAGAAAGGGGGUACACAGCCCGGAGAUCAGGGGGACACCACUCCCACAGACAUCACGCCCACAGACACCAACAAUGACGUCAGCAAGCCGAGUCCAAGUCCCAAAAAAGUUACGAAAGAAGAUGAGGGUGAAGACGAGGAAGCUGAGGAGGAUUCAGGCGGAAGGACGCCCCCUGCAGACAACCCAGCUCAGAGACGGAGGGGGCGUCCACAAACACUUAGCAGUAGGAUCAUCACACGCAGGGUUGGACGAGGAGCCACCACCAAGACGGAAGAGAGUGAACCGGAAGAGGAACCAGUUCAAGUCACACCGACCAGAGGUCGUGGCCGGGGGAGAGGGAGGGGCAGGGGACGAGGAAGAGGCAGGGGGCGUGGCAGGGGUCAAAGUCAAAAUCAGGAAGAAACCCAGGUUGAAGAGCCUAAACCAGGACGGGGGAAGAGAGGUCGAGGUGCAGGAAAGCUGGCAGAGGAUGUUGGUGAAGAAGAAGAAGAGACAACGCCACGUAGAGGAGGGCGGAGGAAAGUCAAAGACAAAACGGAAGAAGUUACAGAGAAGGAAGAUAAUAACACGCCAGUUAGGGGAAAAAAAGGGAAGAAGAAAGCAGCCAAGCAACAAGAAGAAGAGUCUGUAGAAGAUGCGGCUAGUCAAGAAGAAAGUAAACAAGAAGAAAUUGGGGAAGAGGAGAAAGUAAAGGAAACAAAAGGGAGAAGAGGAAGGAAGGCAGCAGUGAAGGAUAUUGAGGUGCAAGCUGAUAUUGAAGAAGCGCCAGAGAAGGUGGAAACUCCAAGGAAGACCAGGAAAGGGAAAGGGAAGGGAAAGAAGGAGGUUGUGAAAACUGAGGAAGAGGUUACUCCUAAAGGAAAGAGAAAGGGAACAAAAGGUGCUGCGUCUAAAAAUGCUUCUCCUGCAGUGAAGGGUGAAGAAAAACCUGAAGAACCUCCAGAAUCAGAAGAAGGUAAGGAAGAGAAACAGAUUGUGGUUGAUAGCAUAGUGAAGGACGAAGAAGAGCAGAGUAAGGAUGAAGCUGUUAAUGAGAAGGAAAAGAAGGAAAAGCGAGACUCCAUCAAUGAUGAUAUCAAGGAAAUAUUCGGAAGUGAUGAGGAGGACAUGCAGUCUGAAGACGAUGAGAAGAAGGAGGUGGAGGAAGAAGGGGAAGGAGAGAAAAAGGAGGAGAAGGUCAAGAAGAAGAAGAGAAAAAAGAGGAAGGAGUCCGAAGAAGGGGGAAAGCCUAAGAGGAAGAAGAGUCGUGAGGACAGCAAGGAUUCUGUGAAGCGAGAAAGGCGAGACAGCAAGAAGAGUGAAAAGGAUUCCGAUGAGGAGAUAACGCCACAGAAAGGAAAGAAAGAUAAAAAGGACCAGAAGGGGGAAGAGGGUAAACACUCGAAGAAGAGUAGGGGAACGAAGGAGGAAGACCUUGAUAUUGAUAUGUCUGAAUUUGGCCGCUACCCAUCCAAGAACCCUGACAGUAGUCACAAGGCCCAGCGGCGCAAGUCACACAAGCUGUCCGAGACCGAAGUAUUCCUGGAUCCAACAAUGACUGAUUUGUUCAAACCAGAUGCUCUCAUUCGACACGAAGGUGCUGUAAAGAAGGAAGACCUUGAAAAGAAAGAUGAUCAGGAACUUGAAGAUGGGUCAAAGGUCAAAGAGGCGAAUGAGGUCAAAACAGAAGAGGUUAAGGACGUUGUCACUGAAGUUGGUACAGAAGAUGGUAAAGAGACAGUACAGAUGGAAGUAACGCCUGUGAAAGAGGAAACUAAAUCUGAACCUAAAACUGAAGAAGUAAUGGCUGGUGAAAGUUCAGAGGUUACGAAGGCCGAAGGUGAAAGUUCAGUGGAUCCCAGCAGCAGUGUUAAAACAGAAGGGUCAGGGUCAGAAGUGAAGGUCAAACACAGACGUCGCACAGACAGCGAGAAGAGCGACAAGCAGAGAGUCAAGAAGAGAGAACGGAGGAAGAAAUUGUUUGGAACAGACAUUGAUGGUGGAAGUGAUAGUGAAGGAGGGAACUUGAGCUAUGAAGAUGAUGAGAAUGACUCGGACUGGGACCCUAGCACCGACCCCAACACUCUCUACUGUAUCUGUAGGAAGCCACAUGGGAAGAGGUUCAUGAUCUGCUGCGACAUGUGUGGGGAGUGGUUCCAUGGUAGCUGUGUUGGCAUCAGCAAGGAGCAGGGCAAGGAGAUGGAGAAGAAGAACGAGGAGUACAAGUGUUCAUCCUGCAUAGAAAAAGCUAAAAUAGCAGCAAAAGCAGGCGUAAAAAAGAAACCUGAAGGGAAGGUGGUGGAGACCUCCAAACCUGUUGGGAAACCUAGCACCUCCACACCUAACAAGGAAUUGGUUGACAAGAAGAAGGGACACAAGAAACCAUCGGGUUCUGUAAAGUUUGUGAAGUGUGUGCGGAUGGACUGUCGGCGCGAGGCUCGGCCAGGCUCUGUGUACUGUAGUGACGAAUGUAUCCAGCACCAUGCACGCGAGUCACUCCGGCUGCUGAGGAAGGAGAGGGAUAGAAAUGCAGGCAGGCCUGACUAUGUGAAGUCUCCAGUUCGGCCUGGGCAGGAAAAGGUUGUGGUGUUGGAGCGACGUACAGGUCGCCUUCUCAUGGGGAACAACGCGCCGACAGAACACAACCUGGAGAUGUGGCUAUCGGACCAUCAAACAUUUGAGGUUCUCCGUCCGGGAGUGAUGGCCAGCAAGUUCUACGGAAGAAAGAAGAGAGAGGGAGAAAAACAGCGAAGGAAGAGAGAAAAGGAGAGAGAACAGCAAAAGAGGGAAGAAGCUUUGAGGAAAGUUCGCAGUGAUGGCCCUGAUCCAGUUCGCAUCAAUGUGAGGAAGGCACUCCGAGAUGCUCUGCAGGGCAGAGCCGAGGAUGCGGAUGACAUCAUGCUAUCCAACAGUGAAAUCAAACAGCUGGCUGUUGCUGUGGAGGAAGAACUGUUCAAGUGUUACCAGGACACCUCUGGCCACAAGUACCGCAAUAAGUACCGCACUCUCAUCUUCAACAUCCGCGACCCCAAGAACAAGGGAUUGUUCCGUAAGAUCCUCACUGGUCAGAUCAAGCCCAACCGUCUGGUACAUAUGUCCACGGAGGAACUGGCAUCGAAGGAGCUGUCUCUGUGGAGAGAGAAUGAGACCAAACAUACGUUGGAGAUGAUCAAAACUGCUGAGAAGGAGGCGCAGAAGGAGCCAGUUCACAUCCGCAAGAAGACCCACAAGGGAGAGGUGGAGUUGGACGAGGAUCUGAGCACACUGGUGUCAAAUGAGGUGAAGCCUGAGAAGAGUGAGAGUGAUGCAAAGAAGGAGACUGAAGACAAGGAUCUGACGACUCAAGAAAACCCUGCCAUUGACACCACUGACCAGCACCGCAACCACCUGUUUGAUCUCAACUGUAAGGUGUGCACUGGCAAGGUGCCGCCUCCUGCAGGCGACUCAGCCGUCAAGAAGCUGAAGGUUGCCCACAAGGUCAUGGGAGAGGGUGGCAAGAAGGUGGAGAAGCCAACCAAUAAGCAGGAAGACCUCUCUAAUGCUGAGGAGGUUGUAAAGGAGGUGCUAAGAGCCAUCCGUCAGAGUAAGACUGACUCCCCAGCCCCCUCCACAUACUCCGGCGCCAAGGAUGUGACUGUCAGGUCCCCUGACUCUGCCCUGUCCUCGGGCCUUGAGUCCAAGGCCAAGUUCAAGCCUGCUGGACCCAGUCUGUGGAAGGGAUUGAUCUCCAAUGAAGACUUUAACAAGUUCUCCACAUCGGCCUACCGGGUGUCUGGCCCCACAGAGUCAGUGGAGUUCCCUGACCUGAUACACAUAUGUGGGCGAAUUGGACCUGACCAGAUGUGGGACUACCUGGAGCGUGUCCAACAGAGUGGGUCAAGGGACAUCUGUGUGGUGAGGUUUGUGCCAGGCAGUGACACUGAGAAGAUGGCCUACAUCCACCUCUACUCCUAUCUCAAUGGACUGAGUCGAUGUGGUGUGGUCUCAAACACAGCCAAGCAGGUGAAGGAUUUCUACCUGGUCCCCCUGGCCUCCCACAGCCGUAUCCCACGAAUACUCCUGCCCUUUGAUGGGCCAGGUUUGGAAGAGAAUCGACCCCACAUGAUUCUGGGAAUCAUUGUGGUGACAAAAACAAAACGCCCCAUUGAUGUCUCCACACACCUAGUUCCGUCAAAGAAGGCAAAAGUCACCUUGAACCCUAAUGAUCCACGGAGCAAAAACUACAGACCACAGGGCCUGAAGCCUCUAGAGAAAGCCUUCACACCACCUCUGAAACCUGUGCCCACCUACAAACCCAUGCCCAAGAAGCUUAUCGAGCUGUCCAGGUCUUCGUCAUCAUCUUCUUCAUCCUCCCCCUCGGGUGACUUGAGUCAGACAACUGCAACGCUGCAAGACCCCAUCGUGAAGGCCUAUGCCUCCACCAAGUCUAGUCAGAUGGAAGAGGAAGAAGACAGCAUGGCUCCAUACUCACCAGGUGGAAUGGACGAUGAUGGCGAUGAUGAUGCUUAUGAUCCUGCUGAUAACAGUCACAUCAUUAAGUUGACUUCGACAACAAUUGUUACAACAACCGCCACCUCUGCUCCCAUCUCCACCCAGUCUGGAAGUAACGUCCCCAAGGUGACCUCUGGACCACCAGCAGGGGUGUCUGCAACUAUUCCUCUCCCGAUCCCAGUGUCUCCUGUACCUGUCCCAGUGCCCCCAGUCACUGCGACCCCUCUGUUGCCAACACCACCUCCAGCAGCUGUUCCCGUGCCAGUUUGUGUGUCCGAUUCCACUGCAUCCCAAGUGUAUUCCGUCCCCGCAGCUCAGCCUGCUUCAUCCCAAGGGACAGCUAAAUCUCUGUCUCAGACUGACACACUCAAAGGUAUUAAUGUAGACUCGAUGAUCUCUAAAGUUGCCAAAAGUAAUAAUCCUGCAGAGAUCACUGCAUUUAUGGUAGCUGCCUUGGCUUCAGCAACAGAUGCCACCAACCAGCAGAAGCUGCUUGUGGAGCUGACCCAAAAAGUUGAGGAGCAGAGGAAAGCACUUCAAGGCCAGCAAGCAUCUAACUUGUCUGUGAAGGGCCUCGCUCAGGCAGUGGCAAGCACAGCAGCAGAAGCAGCAGCAUCUACUGCAUCAGUAGCAACCGUAACAACUGCAGCACCAUCAUUAUUGCCUCCACCAACAGUGGUACCUCCAGUGUCUGUGUCUGAAUCCAAGUCAGCAGUGUCUGUGGCUGAAUCUGUGGCCAGCAGUUCUGGGUCUGAGGCUUUAACAGUAGACUCUCCGAAACCACCGGAAAAGAAAUCUAAGGAGUCUGAUAAAGAUAAACAUUCCUCAUCCAGUAGUAGAAAAUCUUCUAGUUCCGAUAGUAGGAAAAGUGAUAGAGACAGAAGGGAUUCUGAUAGUAGGCGAAGUGAUCGGAGAUCAUCAAGUGUUGAAAGGUCACGGGAUCGGAGAAGUGGAGAUAGACAUAGAAGGAGCCGGGACAGGAGUCGAGAUCGGGAUAGACACCGUCACAGAGGAAGGUCUUCAGAUAGACAUCACAGUCACAGAGAUCGAUCCCGGGAGCGACGAAGAGAUCGAUCAGACAUCCGAAGGAGCCGAGAUAAGAGUAGAGAUAGGAGUCGGGACAAGAGUCAGGACAAGAGUCGGGACAGAAGUCCUGACAGAAGUCGGGACAGGAGUCGGGACAGGAGCAGAGAAAAGUCUGAUAACAAGGUUUCCAAGGAUAGUCAAGGUAGUUCUGAGAGUAGACGAAAGGCAGAGGUUCCCCAGACCUCAGACAAGACAAGUGAUACAACACCUAAACCAUCAAAGACAAACUCUAGUGAAACAUCUGACACAGGUGCUAGUAGUCAGUUGCCAGAAACAGGCAAGGACACAAGUGAUGAGGCAGCAAAGGCCAGUAGCAACACUGAGUCAAGUUCAGCUGUGGCUCAGGGGGAACCAACUCCCAACAUUCCUGUUGCCCUUCAGGCCUUGAUCAAUGAUGUGAUGGGCAGAGUGCCUGCUGCUCCUAAGGUAGAGGAUCCUCCUCCAGUGGUGUCAAAAACAACAGAAAAGCAAACCAGUGAGGAAAAGGAGGAAAAGAAGCCUGAGAAACAGGACAAAGAAACUCAUGAUAAUAAGUCGGAGAACGUUAUUCCAGGAUUUGGUGCAGCUGAUGAAUCGGCAGAGACAAAACCCAAAAAUAUUUUCAGUGAUAUAAUCGAGAAGCACAAAGAUGAUAAGCCUGUGUUGUCCUCGUCAGUGUCAGAUGAGGUGGAGCAGCUGGAGCUGUCGAGAAGUGACCUGGACAUGCGAGUUCAACCCAUUCCUUCUGGAGGCGACACAGACAUGAGAGUACAGGGUGAUGUGGAUUUACGGAUUAAGCCCAGUAUUUCUAUCCUGUCUUCUAUGGCAACAUCCAAGCCUAGUGUGUUAGAGCGGCACAGAGACAUUGAUGAACGCAUCCUGCCAUCAGGUCCUCCUAUGGAUAAGGAUGAGCGGAUUGCACCUCCUCGACUCACUCCCCAGCAGCAGUGGGGUCCUGGAAACCAGGGCUCUGGAGUUGAUGACCCUCCUUCACUGUUCCCUUCAUCCCAAGGCUUCCAAGGCCCCCACUUCACAGGACCAUCUCAACAGUUUCCAGGUCAACAACAAGGCUUCCCAGCUCCAUCUGAGUUCCUAGGACCACCUAAACUAGACUUUGAGGGCCCCCCUAGGCCUGGUCUCCUUGCUGGUGAAGAUGUUGAUCAUCGUAUGAUGGCAUGGCCAGGAAAAGGACCACCACCACCAGGACCCAUAGCAACAUGGCCUGGUUCAGGAAGUGAUGGGAACUUUGGUGGGGAGGAUGUUGACCUGAGGCAGAAAGACAGUAGUGGUCCUGGACUGUUGCGGCCUCCUCCUAUGCCCACGUCAUCACUGCUGGAAAGCAAGAAUCACCCUUCCUCUUCAAGCGAGCCUCCACAGGAGAAGAAGAGACCUCUGCAUGGUGUCGGGGAGGAACCACAGGACAAACGACCUCGUCCUCAUUCUCAAGGGUUGAUGCAUCAAAGUCAACCUGGAAUGCCAUUCCUGUCUCCUCCACCUUUCCCCCCACAAUCUACCCCCCAGAUGCCACCCCCUCAGGGACAUGAACAGUCACGUGACUAUGAUGGGGGUUCCUCCUCUCGUUGGAGUGAGCAUAGGGAAGACCGAGAUCGUCAUUGGCACCGAGAUGACAGAUCCAGUCGACACCAUCGCUCGAGUGAUCUCCAUAGAGAUAGAGAUAGAGAUAGGAGACAUUAUCACAGGGACAGCCGAAGAUGAAGUGUGUCACAGUUAUGUGUUGGAUAGAGAAAAUGUGUUCAAGGAGAUUGCAGAUUGUGGUUAGUUACAAAGAAUGUUGUGGAUUUCAAAGAUGAAGAAAUGUUCAGGUUUUAUAGUGAAUGAGACAUUUGAAAUACAUAGAAAUCCAGUAUUGAGGGCAGUGUUAGGAGACACAUGGAUCAGAUUUGUGAGGCAGUAUUAGCUGACAAUACAAGCAAUCCGACAGUGUGGCAGACACACAGAUCGGUGAAGCAGGAUCUGUUAUUGUUUUGAACAGAGCCCAAUGGACAAUAGCUAGUCACCAUCACAAGUUGCAUUUCUGAAACCCUUCCCAAAUCACUAGUGAGGAAUUGCUAUGUACUAGAUGAUAUUGUAUAGAUAAUCAAGGGAAAGACUUUCCUCAUUUCAACUGUUCAUCAACAAGAAACGUGUACAUAAUCAUAUUCUUCAUAGCAACAUCUUUAAACAUUAUCAGAGUAUCUUUGUGUUAACAUACAAAGUAGUGUAUAUUUUCCAAGCCUUGUCUUAGCAAUGAUGCUAAAAAUAUUUUCCUGCACAUUAUCAGUCUAGGAACAUUUCAUGCAGUAUCUAUUAUAUAUAUAUGUACAUUUGUCACCUACAAGAUGGGUAAACAUAGAUACAAACAUCUGGCACAGUGCUCAUGGAAGUGGUAUCCCAAAGUUAUGAUCACAUAUGGAAGAGCAUCACCUUCAGAGCUUUUGAUUGAGCAUUUGUGUAAUUAUGUAAUUAUGUCUUUUAUAAGAAUAAUCAUGAUAAUUACUAAUUGUUUCAUACCUGUGUAUAUGAAGUAGUUUUUUCUGUACAUAUUACGUCUCAUCCAAUUCAUGGAAAGGACGCAAUAGGUCACACAGUGUGAUUAUUUGUGGACUGUGAAAACUUGGGAAUAAUUUUCAUUUAAGAUGUUGAAACCUCUCCUUGAAUGAACGCUCUGUUAUUUGAGCGUGCUAAACAGUCUUGGUUUUCAAGGGCAUUUAUUUUUGAUGAAUGAUGUUAUGCAAACUUGUACAUCUUAUUUUGGUACUGAAUUUGGGGAAAUGUACAGUGGAAUGAUAUUUAAGAGGAUCUUUGCAUAAACAGAUAGGUGAUUUUAGUAUAGUUGCCUUGGGCAAAAUCAAAUCAAAUAGAUUUAGAUAGUCUCUAUUUGAGGUUUAAAUCAAAAGGUAAUUGCUUGCAUUUAUUGGUGUAUUAUCAACAAAGGUAGUUGAAAAUUAAUUCCAACGUAUGAAAGGCAUUGUUACGACUGUCAUGAAUUGAUUCAUUAGCUGUGAAUUUUUAUGAUUUUAAACUGAGAAACUUAUUUUAAUUUGGUGAUCUACACAUGACAAAGUUUGGGAAUCAAAACUGUAUUUUUAAGUCUUAGCUCACCUCAAGUAUUGGGUGAAAACAAGCACAUUACAUGGCAUAUUGUUGUCAAUAAUGUUUACCUUGAAAUGGGAUAUUUCUGAAUUGUUCUGGAAAGAAGACAUAGUGUUGAAAAUGUCUGUGUGUGAUGUGUUAUUUUGCCUGAGUGGUUUGGUGUUUUCAUGUAGACACAAUCACAGAAGUUUCAGUUCUGUACAAUCAUGAUGACCCUGGAACUGUCAACAGCUGUUAACAAUCAUGAUAAUCACUGUCUGUGCAGCUGUGUACAACUGUGAUCACAGAACUGUCUGCACAGCCCAGAUGUGUACAAUCUUCUGUGAUCACGGAAGUACUGUCUGUGCAUCUGUGUACAAUCG
Haliotis rubra (blacklip abalone) is the source of this 9755-nucleotide messenger RNA. RefSeq lists its product as uncharacterized. The transcript has 23 exons. The record is from RefSeq and is a predicted model, not a curated record. Gene Ontology annotation, cellular component: nucleus. Gene Ontology annotation, biological process: DNA-templated transcription. Gene Ontology annotation, molecular function: protein binding. Lineage: Eukaryota; Metazoa; Mollusca; Gastropoda; Lepetellida; Haliotidae. Bases 1 to 8016 code for a protein of 2671 amino acids.